CGCACCUGGACACGGGCAGCAGGGGAGGAGGUCGCUGCUCUUACUGCUGCUCCUACAGCUGCUCCUACUGCUGCUGCCCCGCGUGUUGGCUCCAGGACUCGGGGAGUGUUUUGCUCGGCUGCUGGGGCUUUCAUGGGGGGGUUUAUCCCUGCAGCAGCAGCAACAGCAGCAGCAGCGCGACAUGAACUUGCAGCCGAGGCCUAGCGCGGAGGCGGCGAGGCGCGGGGGUGACGCCGCUCGCCUAGCGGCCCCGCCGCGCGGGGCGCCUGCCGCUCGUUAGAGCAGCGCCGAGCCGCCCGAAGGCCGACAGACUAACACGGGGGUGGUGCUGAGGGAGUCGGCCGCCUGCUGCUGCUGCUGCUGCGGUGGUGGUGUCGGGGUCGCAGUGCGUGGCCGAGGGGAACGGGGAGGCACCGCGGGAGUGGCGAGAGAGGAGACGCGGCCACGGGAUAGACGGAGCCGAGGGCAGACGCGGCCUGCGGAGAUUGGGAGUUGAGCCGCGGCGAGCCGCGAGCGAGCGCCUGGUGGCGGUGGAGUCGUCCCGAGCCGAAGGGGGCGAGCCGCCGGAGAAGUGAGCCGGGCAGAUUGCGGUAAGCCCCUGCUCAUGGCUGGGCGCUUCCUCGCGAGAAGUCGCCCCGCGUGAGACGUCGCCUUGCCGAGGGAAGCGAGGGCAGUCGUCAUGCUGCCCGGCGUGGGGGUGUUCGGCACGGGGCUCACGGCCCGCGUGCUCGUGCCGCUUCUGCGCGCCGAGGGCUUCAGCGUGGAGGCGCUGUGGGGCCGCACGCGCGACGAGGCCGAGCAGCUGGCGGCCGAGAUGCGCAUCCCCUUCUCCAGCAGCAGCAUGGACGACGUGCUGCUCCACCAUCUGGUGGACCUCGUGUGCAUCUUCAUCCCGCCGGCGCUCACCCGCCAGAUCGCCGUCAAGACCCUGGGAAUCGGCAAGAACGUUCUGUGCGAGAAGGCGGUGACGGCGGAGGCGGCGCUGGAGAUGGUUCUGGCGGCGCGCUACUACCCGCAGCUGCUGAGCCUCAUGGGCACCGCGCUGCGCAUGCUGCCCGCCUUCCAGCGCAUGCGAGAGCUCAUCGCCGCGGGCCGUGUCGGCCGCGUCAUGGUGUGCGAGGCGCGCGUGCACUCGGGCAGCGUGCUGGGCCGCCGCUACAGCUGGCUGUGCGACGAGCUCAUGGGCGGCGGCGGCCUGCACGCCUCGGGCGGCUACAUCGUCGACCUGGUGACCUUUCUGACGGGCCAGCGGGCCGAGCGCGCGCACGGCCUGCUGCGCACGUUCGUGCGCCAGACGGACGACAUCCGCGGCGUGCGCCGCGUCACCAGCGACGACUUCUGCGCCUUCCAGCUGCUGCUGAGCGGCGGCGCCUGCGCCACCGUCACGCUCAACUUCAACCUGCCCGGCACCUUCGCGCACGAGGUGACGGUGGUGGGCUCGCUGGGCCGACUGACGGCGCGCGGCGCCGACCUGUACCUACGGCUCAACGCGGAGGGCUCGGAGGAGGAGCUCAUACUCCGGGAUAGCACGGCCGUGCCCACCUCGGAGCUGCCGGAGCGAGCGCUGCAAGACAUUCCCUCCCUCUACCUCAAGGGCCUGGUACAGACGGUGCGGGCGCUGCGCGCCUCGUUCGAGGUGCGCGCCGAGCGGCGGGCGUGGGAGCGCGGCCCCCUGCACUCGGCCGCCACCUUCGAGGACGGCCUCUACAUGGCCAGCGUGGUGGAGGCCGUGCGCCAGUCCAGCCGCCUCGGCGAGUGGGUCGCCGUGCCGCCCACGCCGGGCCUGGAGGGCGGCGCGGCGCCGGCGGAGGCUUCUGCGGCUUCGACGGCUUCGGGGGCGCUUGCGCCCACGUCGACGUGCGCGAGCUGCGACGGGGGAGUGAGUGUGAGCGACGGAGGAGGAGGAGUGGGCGAUGCGGAGUCCGAGAGGGACGGCCUCCCUUGAACGACUUUUCGAGCGGCCGGAAAAUUCACCUUUGGAACCCAUUGGUGUCGAUCUGAUGGCUGAGCAAUGGCGGUUCACGUGACUCGUUCAAGAAUAUUCAAGUUUACGUAAUUUAAACACGAUAGUUCCCAUCUUGAAUUUGUUAUUUUAUAAAGAGGACGUGGAUAGCCGUACUUACCGAUGGCCGAUUUUUUUUUGCCUUUGUAAGUUUCAAGGUAAGCGUCUUGGGUUGUGACUCAAGCAGACGGACCUGCGUUUAUUUGUGAACGAUCUCACAGGGUGUUUAACGUCAACUUUACAACAGAAUAUUUUUGUCUUGCGAACAAAAACUUCCCGAAUCUGUUUCGCAUUUAGCUGAGUGUGGGCAGCCACUCACCAGUCGGAUCCUCGUUAACCGCCCAGUAAUUUAUGCACGGAAUUACCAAUACGUGACUUCUGUUGCCAGAUUGGCUUUUAAGAUGCCCUUGACAUCACUCUCAAGAGGUGUGGAUAUUGUGUACUGGUGUCAUGGCCACCAGCUCAAAAUCUAUUUUUUUUAACAACUAUUCAGAAUUUAAAAACUCCUUAUGCCGGCGCUAGAUAUCCACUCACACGAGACAUUGUGUCCAGUUCACUCUCCCAGUGUAUAAUACGUUUAGUAACUAAUGGUGUCGGAGACGAGAGGCGAGGAGGCGCCGCUGCAGCCGGUGUGACGUCGCGCCGCGGCUUACAUCUGCGAAACCGAACGUCCGACGCGGUCUCGGCACCCCAACUUCUCGCGUCGACCCGCGUUCUCCUCCUAGCCCACGCGGCUCGACCUCACCCCUCCUCACCCCUCCCCCCGGCCCCCCCCCCGCCCUCCCGUGUGGAGCGUGCCGCGCGGGAAUCCGGGGAGCUGCCGACGGAGAGAAACGUUUUUGUCUUUUUUGGUGACAGUGGCAACAGAAGGAAGUGUCCUCACCUGCUGGCUUGGGGUUUGGGGUGGCCUUUCCAACUACUGAACUGCAUGGGGGGGGGGGGGGAGUAGGACAAUGAAUAGAAAUAUGCGAAAGCUUUACUUAUAUUUAAUAAAAUAUAUGAAUUUUUCUUUUUUUUCGGCUAACAGGUUUUAACUACUGUAAUGUGAAGAGAGUGCAGGUGCUGCCCUCUCUGCCUGCGUGAUUGUGAUUGGUUGUCAACGCUUCAAAGGUCAGCGCUUGCUGCUCCCUGAUUUGCUGCAGGCGAUUCGGUGACCGCGCAAUGUUUUGUACGUUUCGCGGGUGAACUAUUUUUUACUUUUUUCUUUUUGCACGUUUCAGCUGGGGUGGGGGGGGCUGCCGAUUGUAACACGAUGCUGGCACGUUGGUCAACGGCACGGAAUCAAAAUUGCCCCCUACGCUUAAUGUAUGUGAUGUCACGAGUGUGUAGUGGGGAGCGGUGGUGUAGCGGUUAGCGUGCCGUGCUACGAACCCGGCGACCCGCGUUCCAUCCUCAUUCACGGCCAACACCAGUGACGAUAAUCUGUAGCGAUCCUGGGCCUCCCCUAAGUCGACUCAGCCUCAAAUGAGUACCUGGUGCGGUGUGUAAACAUCGCCACUUGGGAGACAAAAUCCGCUGGGCGUGGUGCUGGCCACCCACCCCCUCGUGCGCCGUGCCAGCCUUCAUAAGUGCUCACUAACAGUACUUGCUCUAACAGUCUGUGAAGGCUAACGGGGGUUCUUUGUCUUUGUAAUGCAAGCUGGAGCUCUCAAUUCCGAGCCUGAAGUCAUUAUUCUUCUCUCAGAAAUCGGAUACAGUUCCCAACAGCAUCGUGGGCUCAGCGUGAUAAUGGGAUUGUGUGGGUGCCGAGCUGGGCAAAGCCUGGUGUGCGUGGUAAAGAGAGGGAGGGUGGCUUGCCUGGGGGUGGAAUCGCCUUUGAAACACGCGGCCGAUGUCUGCGUGAUUCAUUUCAACGGCGAUUCUGGUCGGGCUGUGCGAGCUCCGGCCUUCACUCGCCCAUGCAGCCCUCAAGGACCUUCUGUUUUUUCUUUUGUCAGCGCCAGAAUUGGGGUGAGAGCGAAGCGAUCUGGCACGGUCGUGUUAUGUAGGUACGUAUGUUGAACUUCUUUUUCGCACCGUUACGUAGCCAACCCUGCUAAUCAGAGGUGCGGGGCUAACUGUAUUGCCAUUGUAAUUAAUUGCAAUGGCAAUACUAAUUUCUUUAGAACUGCUUUUUGUGUUUAGUUUGUUGUCCUUCCCCCGCACCUCUGAUUAGCACGGUUGGCUACGUACGUCGCGAAAGUAGGUCGCGACGUACAUACGUACAAUGGCGAUUCUAACCCUGCCUACAAUUGACAAUAAUUUAUUUUCUGGCCGUCUGGAAUCAUCGAUGUUUUUUGCUCAGCUCAAUUCACAACAGGAUCUCGGUGGAAUCCAAUUAUAUUGCACAAAUUCCAGGUCGGUUCCCAUUCACAUGAAUGUCGAUUUUUAACAUGGGAAUCGCCCACAGAGGAAUUGUAAUUCGUGCAGAAAUCGUCACGGGAAUCACCCAGCUCUUGAGCAGCCCCUAUAGACGUGCUGUCGAUUACAGUCCUACUUGAGUCGUUGUACAGAUGCGGAUACAACAAAAGACAACUGGAUUAUUUAAACUAUUAACUAAACAUUUUUGUAUUUUACCAGGUAAGGCCCACUGAGCUAUGUAGCUCUUUUUCAGAAUAGACCUCGCCACACAAAUGGUAGCUCAACGAAGUGGCUUAUCAUGUAUAAAUUCAUAGCAGCCAAAUACUCUAAAAGCAUGUUGAUUCUAAAUGUGGAGGGAAAAACCGGAGGAUCCGGAGAAAAAUCCACGCGACCACGGCAAGAGAGACAUGCAAACUCCAAAUAUACAGCAGGUGUCAGGUUUGGGAUCGAACCCACGACCUCCUGCGUACCAGACAAGGUAGUUAACAUCUCGCCACUACGGUGCCCUAACUGUUACUCUAAUUAUUUUAUUUCAUUCACCUCAUUUUGUAAAUAAAACCCUCACUGUUUCCUCGCUGUGGUGACGCGGGUGACGUGACUGUGUAUACUUCCUGCACUGAUGGGCAUUAGUCGUGUAUCCAGGGCAUAACUCCACACUCGGACACGCUGCUGGCAGUCGACCUCAAGUUAACUCCAGGCAUCAUCUCCUCUGCGCACAAGGACAUGGUUAUGAAAGAAACUGGUAUCCGCGUGUGUUCACGCAAUUGUAAAAUCAUCGUCUUGGGGUUACAGACGGAGAUGUGCGUUCUCAAUCACCCGGGACAGUCGUGCCGUGUCCUGACACAUGGUCCAGGAGAUGGCCGAUUGUGACGUUGGACCGAUUUUUUCAGAGUCUCUCUGCACUCAGAAACUGGAGGGCCUACAGGAAACUGCGUAUAAGCUCUGCACGCAUAUGCAUGUAUGUAUGUAUGGGUGAACUUCUUUCUUACCAUACGUAGCCAACCGUGCUAAUCUGAGGUGCGUGAGGACGUAAGAGAUGCGGCUGAAAGCUACCUGCUGGACUACUGCCCAUGGGCGCAAUACUUCCCAGCAUGCCUCUCUCUUUCGCCCAAUCGCGCACAUGUCACAAUCUCACGUGAUCGACAAAUGUUCUCGGUGUUUCAAUUUAGCAUCGGGAACUUUACAAUGUCGGUGACAUUUGUCACCUCAGGAAAUCAUUUAAAGCUACCCUCAUGUCACUAUUGGCAUGCCGCGUAAACAAGAGAGUGUAUAUGUGUGUGUAUGUAUAUAUAGUCUGUAUGUCUGUAUAAAUAUUGUACAGGUGUUCAAUUCAAAGUAAGAGGUCAGGGGACUGCAUUGGCAUUGGUUUAUAAGCACAGACUGGAAAUCCUUUACCACCGUCGUCGUGAACACUUCUUCUUAGCUAUCAUGAAAAUAAUAUCUAUUAUAAAGAUAAUAGCCCACUGAAAUAAUAUGCAGCACAAUCCCUUUCGAGAGCCCACUGUAAUCAUUGGUAGUAAUUAAAACGAUUUAAAAGUUAACUUUUUAUUUUAGCAAGUAAAGCCCACUGAGCUAUAUAGAUAUUUUUCAGAAGCUACCUGGCCACAAAUGAUAGGUCAACGAAGUGGCUUAUCACGUGGACAUUUAUAGCAGCCAAAUGCUGUACUCGAAACGCGUGUUUGUGAUUCUAAAUGCGGAGGGAAAAAACGGAGGACCUGAGAACAUGCAGACUCCAAAUAUACAGCAGGUGUCAGGGUCGGGAUCGAACCCACGACCUCCUGUAGACCAGGCGAGGUAGUUAACAUCUCGCCACCGUGGCACCCACAAUUAGAAGAUGAUUUAAAUUUAAAAAAUCUCGAUGUCUAACCACCAUUUUGAAACAUUUUAACUCCCUCCUUGUAGGCAGGGAAGCCGUAGCUUCCACGAUGCUCACUCAACCCGUUGACAAGGUGGGCAAAGGUGCUCAUUAGACAUAGGCGAGUUCUCCAUAAAUGGGUCACCUGGUGUAAUAAUACAAACGGGGGGGCGGGGGGAGGGCUUUUUUGUCUGCUGUGGGCAUCGUCUAAAGCGCAAGUUAAUUUGGAUUUUUGGUGAUCGGGGGGGGGGGGGGUGUUAAUGUCAACGGUGGUAAUGCGUUUACAGCGUGUAGCGGAGGUGGUUUGACACUGGCUCGCUCGCUCGCGGGCACCUACACCGGCUGUUGCUGCACACAGCUGGCAUGUGUACUGCGGCGCUAUCGUCUAUAUUAUUUACACUAAAGUUCCGUAACUGUGGCCCCCCCCCCCCCGUGCCCCGAGAGUCCCGCUCCCGAGUUAUUCGAAGGGGCGUAGGCCCCGUGCUAAAAAACAGGCGGACGGCACGUCUCCUUUGCGCGUUCCGUGGGCCGCAAAGGCCGGAGUGCGUCGUUUCGGCAGCGUUGAUUCAAUGCAAACAAAAGUCUGGACUCCUUUUGGACGUCCGGUGUCUUUCCUCAUCUGGGACGGUGGCACGACGCAGCGGUUCGCCGCUUGUUCGCAGGGGUUCACGGUUUGUCACUCCGGUGGCCGGCCCUGGGAGUGACCACACGCACAGUGUCCGCCGCCAUCCUACUUCACAGUGGACGUUCAAGGUCCCAUGGCAUCAUUCACAAGCACAGGCCGCUGUGUUCCAGCAUCGUGCUCCAAUUUUUGCCGAAUUUGAAAACAUUACACCGCAAAAAUACUCAGUCGGAAAAUUCUGUAAUCGAUUACUUCAAAUAAGUAACAUAAAUAAACAAUAGCUCCACGUUAAAGUUUCUACCUGGCAAAUUGCUUUACAUCGUGAUGUUUGGAGUCAUGGGACACUGGCCAUUCAGCGCAGCUCCUCAUGUUAGAUAAUAGUGUGCUGAAGCAUAUCCCACAGAACUACUGAGAUAACUUCGAAGUGACUUUUAUUCACGCCAGUGUGAGUGCCCUUUUCCACGCGUCCUUCUAAAGAGGGAUUUUUGUCACGUGGCGAUAAAACCAAUAUAUAUUUAUUCUCUUAAAAUGUUGCCAAAUUCAGUCGACAACCAAAUUUUACGUGAUAGGUUUUAUUUUUUUGUGACGUUGGUGACCAGGCUGAGACCAUCACCUCGCGACACUUGAACCCAGUUUAAUCACGAGCAGCUAAAACCUGGAUUUGAACCGAGGACCUCGGCAGUGCUGGCUCGUUGCUCUGACUUUGCGAGCCACCCGACCAGGUCACUUGUGUGUUCCACCACACAUCCCAUUAGCCAGUGAUAAACUAUAACAAUUUGUUUGGAUUGGAAGCCAGGAUCUUAAAAUUAGCCAUGUAUCUUAAAAGGCCGAUGCUCGCCCAGUGCCCUGACGUGGGCAUUAACAUCAGCCCAUUAAGCCAAUUUUUUAAUCGGUUAAUCCCAGAUACGUUUUACCAAUUUAUAUUUUCCUCCCCCAGAAUUGCAGUUAACUGUUUAUUUGUGUGGCGUUUCUAAAUGUUUUAUUUCGAUCACCCGGUAACUAGCUACUGUAUUUACAAGUUGCUUUAAAACGACUGUAAUGUUUUCCUGUCUGAGCCCGUCGCGGCACUGGUGGUGAUUGGUGUUCGCGACACUUCAGGGAUUGGUAGUCGAGUGAAUGGUGCCCUGUGCGAUGUUCUGUGCUUUCGUGGCGUUGGGUGCGCGCUGGCGGCACUGGCUGAGGAGCGCAUGGUGCGUGCGCGGCCUCUCGUGACUCACGUUAUUAACAUUGUGGCGUGCACUUUAUUGCUUGAAUGAAAAAUCGUAUUGGUCGCGUGUUGUUUUUAUUAAUUAAAACGGAAGCGCAUUUUAAUAUACAUUCCUGUGGCCCUUUAAAACCAUGCACUGACUCCAUAGUUUAUGCGGGUGCCGUGAUAGUCGGCUCGCAAUUGAUGUGGCAAUUCGUUGUGCAUAAAGCAUGCGCUACGCUGUCGGGUAGCGAACGGUGCUGUCGUAGUGGGCGCGAGUCGUGGUAUCGUAGUGGUAGAGUAUCAGCGGUGGCGACGAGGCUGUGCAGUAAUUCAUGGCGACUGUAAGUACGCCACGCUCGCCACAGCGGCGCUGCGACACUCACUGCCAGAGUAAUAUAUUAGGGCUGCGCGCGUUGUUGUUGUUGUCGUUGUCGUGCUCACAUUGUUCAUUAACGCGGGGUUUUGCCGUCGGCCGUAGAGCCGAGUGCAAGUCGGACUCGUGAGGUUGUCGUCCCCGCGCUCGCUUCGUGCCCAGGUCACGUUCCCGUGCUACCAGUCCUCCCUGCGUCGGCGCCGUCGACUCAACGCAGCUCGUCACGUUGAGGGCAUCAGGAUGCUCAUCGUCUGCAUUUGCCUCCAGAAAUGGUUUCUGUUCUUCGAACUGCUGCUUGAAUCUAAGCCGCCACUGUUCAUGUUCUUGGUCACGUGGAAGGGAAAUAGUGAAAUAAUAAAAAUACAACUAUACAAUUCUCGCGACGAUUCGAUUGCAACACAAGCAAUCAUCAUCAGGUGUGAAACCCACAGGUUACCAAGACGCAUCAUUGGAUGUACUUUGGGCUUGCGACCAAAUUCUUCGCAUUCUUAAGCGGACAACGUAAACAACUCUUAACAGGAAUGUUUAUCUAUUUACUUUUAACAACAAGGUAACUGUUCCAACUGGUUUAGUCCGACUGGUAGCAGUCCGCAGUCUGGUUUGCUUGGGCAGUGUGUUGUGUAAAUCAAUGCAUUUGCUAGUUUGCAGCAGGCAAACACUCAUCUGGCAUCAAAUACACAGAAGGCAUGCCUCCGAAUAUUCACGAAUCUAUUGACAUAAGUUUUCCCCGUUAGUCCUUUGGGUAAUAAUGCGCAGCAAGUAGGAUGCAAAUGCGGCAUGCAGCAUGUUUGUUGUUGUUGUUGUGUGUGUGUGUAUGUGUGCGUCUCCAGUCUCGUAAACUGUGGUGUAACAGUUUCGUUUUUUUUAAUCCAACCGAGUGGUGUUUGCUGUAAGGUAAAAUAAGGGCGGCAGUGUUUGCGCGCCCAUUUUGUUUAUUAAUUAUCAAUUCUAGGUGUGGACCGAUGUUUUACAACAAAGAGUUCCCAAUUAUUCACGCAGCACGCUCAUCACCCACGCAGCCCAGUCGGGUGCAGGGUUUGGCUCGAGGAUGUUAAUUCUGUCCCCCCCCCCCCCCCCCCCGAGUCACUUUGUUAUUCUGCACCGUCAUCGCUGGCAAUGAAAGGCGCUCGGAUGUCAUUUGCAAGAUAUUUACUCAGACUACACAGAUCAGUUCCAAAAUAGAAAUUGUCUACAAAUAAUAAUAAAAAUAUCUAUUGUACACUUCUUGGACUUCCCAGGUCUUUCUUGCAAUAAAGGAAUCUCAAACAGGCUGUCACCUGGUUAAAUACAGGACUGUGAAUAGAUCUGUUAUUGGUAAUAAAUAAAUUGCAUAGCAGCCU
Messenger RNA from Lethenteron reissneri (Far Eastern brook lamprey), 9721 nucleotides. It is a transcript of the gene GFOD2, whose product is annotated as Gfo/Idh/MocA-like oxidoreductase domain containing 2. The record is from RefSeq and is a predicted model, not a curated record. NCBI's taxonomy places the organism in Eukaryota, Metazoa, Chordata, Hyperoartia, Petromyzontiformes, Petromyzontidae. Gene Ontology annotation, molecular function: nucleotide binding.